Messenger RNA from Hordeum vulgare subsp. vulgare (domesticated barley), 1237 nucleotides. RefSeq names its product fasciclin-like arabinogalactan protein 12. Lineage: Eukaryota; Viridiplantae; Streptophyta; Magnoliopsida; Poales; Poaceae. The coding region runs from base 77 to 946 and encodes 289 amino acids. The record is from RefSeq and is a predicted model, not a curated record. The transcript has a single exon.
GAGAUCGCGCUCCCUCUCAGAUCAGCCCCCAUCCCAGCCCACCAACCCCGUUGCCCGCCGGUACACCACCACGGCAAUGGCGUCGGCGUCGCGGAUCCUGCUCGUGGCCGCGCUGCUCUUCGCGGCGUCGGCAAUGACGUCGGCGCAGAAGGCGAAGGCGCCCGCGAAACCCGCCCCCGCGGCCGCCGACGCGCCCGCGGCCGUCGAGGCGCCCGCGAAGCCCGCCCCCGCCGCCGCCGACGCUCCCGGCGCGGCCGCCGCCGACGGGAAGCCGCCGACGGACGUGACGGCGGUGCUGGAGAAGUCCGGCAAGUACUCCAAGUUCUUGGCGCUGCUCAAGGAGACCCGCGUGGAGACGCAGAUCAACGCGCAGCUGACGGACAGCUACAACGGGCUGACCAUCUUCGCCCCCACCGACGCCGCCUUCGACGGGCUCAAGGCCGGCACCUUCAACACGCUGACGUCGCAGGAGCAGAUCCAGAUGGUGCUCUACUGCGUGCUGCCGCGCUUCUACUCGCUCUCCAUGCUCGGCACCCUCAACGGCAAGGUGAGCACGCAGGCGUCCGGCCACUCCGGCCCCUACACCUACAAGAUCAAGCCCUCCGCCAACAACGUCAACGUCUCCACCGGCGUCAAGGGCAACAACAUGCUCCUCGGCAGCGUCGUCAGCAAGGACUUCCCGCUCGCCGUCUACUCCAUCGAAAAGGUGCCGCUCCCCUACGAGCUCUUCGGCCCGCAGCCGCCCACCCCGGCGCCGGCCCCGGCCCCCGCGCCAACCAAGUCCAAGCCCAAGAAGAAGAAGAAGUCCGCCGGGAUCGCCGAGGCGCCCGAGGCCGACGACGCCACCGCCGACGACGACACCGAGAAGUCCGCCGCCGCGUCCCUCACCAGCGUCGCCAGGUGGACAGCCGUCCUCGGUGCCGCCGUCCUCGGCGCCAUGUUCUGAUCCGAUCCGAGAUCCGAGAGGAACAAACAACACAAGGUGGUGGUGGUGCCAUCUUUCUUGCACCGUGCGUGGUCGAGUUGCAUUGACGGGUGGAUCUAUUAGUCGAUCCCUGUACCGAUACUGUGAUGAUGUGUAUGUCCAUCGGCUUCAUUCUUUCUUCUUCUUCCUUUUCCCUUUCUUCCUUGUUUUCUUCUUGUUGAUGAUGAACACUCGAUUCUUGUCCUCUGGUUUUCUCGUUUGGUCUGUAUCCUGUAAUUUAUGUGAUAUACUAGUGCUUCUCGAAUUCAUUCA